CAAAAAAAACAUUUUAGACUUAAAAGGGUUACUGUCACUUAAUUAUAAUCAUAUUAAAUCAAUUUGAACAGAGAUGUCUGAAAACAAUAUGAUGAACUUACACUCAACCUGACAAACUUACAGGAAACAUGAAAGUAGUUGUGCACAUCUUGUCAAAACAUGGAUGGCAUUUUUUCCACCAUUUGCAAUGACACAGACGUAAUUUUAUAAUGGAAAAACUUAAUUAUUUUCAUCAUGAAAGUAUACAUAAAAAUGUCAUUUGGAGCCAAUAUGGUGUUGUUAAACCUUGGAAUAUUUACAAGAAAACUAGAUCAAGUAAAAAUUUUAUCCACAGAUUAAAAAGAUGGUCUGUUCUUGAUGGACAUUCUGGUUGUGUGAACACAUUAUCUUGGAAUACUAAUGGAUACCUUUUACUUACUGGAUCUGAUGACUACUUGUUAAAUAUAUAUAAUGUGUAUGCUGAACAGCUGUUACAUUCUGUUGAAUCUGGCCACCGAGCAAAUAUUUUCAGUGCGAAGUUCUUACCUUGCACAUCUGAUAUGAAGAUUGUAUCAUGUUCUGGAGAUGGUAUGUUACAUUUCAAUGAACUUGGAACACAUUAUGGACAAAAUUAUUUUAAUUGCCAUUCUGGUACUGCGUACGAGGUGAUGGUUACACAAGGUGACCCGAACACAUUUCUAUCUUGUGGUGAAGAUGGAACUGUCCGAAUGUUUGAUUUAAGAACGAAAACAAAAUGUUAUUGUCAGGAAUGUAGCGAGGAUAUUCUCAUAGACUGUAGGCAUGCUGUCACCUCGAUCAGUGUGAAUCCACUAGCACCAUAUGAACUUGCGGCUGGCUGCAAGGAUAGCAAUGUUCGUGUAUUUGAUCGAAGAACGUUAGGCACAAGUUGCGACACUAGAAGUGUCAACAAAAACAGAGGGUGGAUGCCCGGCUUGUUUUCCCGAUUUAAACCGGAGAAGCUAAAAAAAGAUAUGUCUUGUCGUGUGACGUCAUUGCAGUACAGUGAUGACGGUAAGGAUUUACUCGUCAGCUACUGUACUGAUUAUGUCUACGCCUUUACUGUUAAAGAUGGCACAGGAAAAACUAUGGAACUGAAAGAAAAUAGAGGGGAAAGGAUAGACCAGAAUGGUGCAUGUAACGGUCACAUUUCUGAAGGCUCAGAAGAACUGCCUCCUGUUAAACGCCUUCGAUUGCGCGGUGAUUGGUCCGAUACAGGUCCACAAGCUCGUCCAGAGACAGAAGAUGAAAGUACACCAGAAAACACGUUAAUGCAAAGAAUGUCUGAGCUUUUUACUCGAUGGUUGGAAGAUGCUAUGUAUUCCAGUGAAAGACGGACUUCUAACGGUUCUAGUCAAUCUGAUGAAAGCAGAACAGCAGCUCGUUCUAGUGUUGCUGAAGCAUCAGAUGAAACCGGGCAAGACACAUCAACCAAUGUUGUUACCAACCAGCAUGCGACAAACACAGAUCAAAGUGUUACUAAUAACAAUCUUGAAUGUUCGUUAGACAGUGUUGAUGAAAACUGGAUGAUGCAUGACGCGGAUAACGCCUUCGAAAAUGCUAACGAUCCUGCACAAAAGGUGGAUGUCGCAAACAACAGUUUAUAUUCACAAAACAAAACUACAGAAAACGCUCAUGACAGUGAUGCUGUUCAAAGUUCUGUUGAUGAGAAUAUUGUAGCUGAAACUGGCGUGAACGGUAUAGAUGUUUCAUUGAAGUGUCAAACUAGUACAAGUGCUGAUAUAGAUAGUAACGCAAUAAUUGAUGGAAACGAAGAUAAAAGUGUAAAUGACAGUUCUAGUAAGCAAAACGGUUUAAGUGAAACCACUCCUCUUCUGAGCAAUGUUAAAGCAGGUGCUUCAAAUAGCAGCAGUGUCAAUCAACAUUUCACUUUAGAGCAAGGUGAUAACCACUUGGAAGACGUAAGUCAUAACGUAAACAACACUGCAAGUCUAUCAGUGGAUCAUACUCCUUUCGUAUCUGAGGAACAUGGUAUUUCAUCUAGUAACAAUGCGGUAAAUUAUGAGAGGGAGAUAGAAAGACAACAUCUUGAUCGAGAUGUUGCAGCGAUGCGCAUUCAGGGUUUUUUAAAAACAUACAGAAACAGGCGAGGUAUAAAAGAAUGUAAUUAUGCCAUCCCGGAUCGCAUUUAUAUGCCGAAUACUUCAAUGGUUUAUAAAGGACAUAGAAAUGCAAGGACUAUGAUAAAAGAAGCAAAUUUUUGGGGAGAUCAUUUUGUUUUAAGUGGUAGUGACUGCGGUCGAAUAUUUAUAUGGGAUCGUCAUACUGGGGAGUUGGUCAUGUCUUUACAAGGAGAUCGUCACGUUGUCAACUGUGUGCAGCCACACCCAUAUGAUCCAAUUCUUGCUACAAGUGGCAUAGACCGCGACAUAAAAAUUUGGGCGCCGUUAUCAGAACAAGAAGCAGACCUUUCAGAACUAACAGAGAUUGUGAAGCGAAAUGAAAGAAUGUUGGAGGAGAGUCGUGACACUAUCACUGUACCAGCCUCCUUCGUGUUAAGAAUGCUAGCCUCGUUUGGAAGUAUAAGAAAUAGAAGAGACAGCCGCCGGCAAAUGGAGAUGGAUGUAGAAACAGAAGACAUGGACAACGAUAACGAAUUUAGCUAGAAUUUUUAGCUUGUCUAAAACACUCACUUCAUAUUUCGUGUCGCAGCUUUCAGCAAAUUUUCAAAAGCAAUAUCUGUCGUGUGUUUUUUAAAGAUGAAAUAAAACGUCCAAAAGACAUAUUUAAGUAAAUCUCAUCUUAAUUUUUAGUAAAUAAAAUUUGUAACAUAUACAGUAGUAGCCCUGUG
Hydractinia symbiolongicarpus is the source of this 2809-nucleotide messenger RNA. Its product is annotated as DDB1- and CUL4-associated factor 6-like. Gene Ontology annotation, biological process: positive regulation of transcription by RNA polymerase II. Gene Ontology annotation, molecular function: protein binding. The record is from RefSeq and is a predicted model, not a curated record. The transcript is spliced from 10 exons. Gene Ontology annotation, cellular component: cytoplasm; Cul4-RING E3 ubiquitin ligase complex. Lineage: Eukaryota; Metazoa; Cnidaria; Hydrozoa; Anthoathecata; Hydractiniidae. Bases 210 to 2624 code for a protein of 804 amino acids.